This is a messenger RNA of Vidua macroura (Pin-tailed whydah), 864 nucleotides long. RefSeq names its product DTW domain containing 2 (gene DTWD2). NCBI's taxonomy places the organism in Eukaryota, Metazoa, Chordata, Aves, Passeriformes, Viduidae. The record is from RefSeq and is a predicted model, not a curated record.
AUGGAGGGGAGCGGCAACGGCGGCGGGGCGGAUCCGGGCCCGGGCCCGGGCCCGGCCCUGGGCGGGGAGGGCGAGGGCGAGGGCGUGUGGGAGCUGCCGGUGGACCGCUGCGAGAGGCGGCCCGUGUGCGGGCGCUGCAGCCAUCCUCAGAAGGUGUGUUUGUGUCCUUUCCUGCCUGUACAUCCACUAAAGGUCUUCACCUGCUUGUAUAUAAUUCAGCAUCCAGCAUAGGAAAGUUGAGUGUUAUGAACAGUACCUUUGCUAGCAGCUUGUCUCCCUCCAGACAAAUGUAAAAUUUUGGUUGGUCAACGUUUUAACGAAACAGGUGAGUAUCCUGAAUUAGCAACUGUGUGUAGAAAUCCCAAUACCAUUUUGUAUCCUGGAGCUGAAGCAACAAAUUUGGAAGAAGUUGCAGUGAUGUCUUCUAGUCCAUCUGUUAUGAUUAUCAUAGAUGGAACAUGGAGUCAGGCUAAAGAUAUAUUUUACAAAAAUUCUCUCUUUCGCCUUCCCAAGCAGGUGCAGUUAAAACCCAGUAUUUCAAGUCAAUAUGUAAUUCGUACACAACCAACAAACACCUGUCUGUCUACUCUUGAAUGUGCAGCUGUUGUUCUUUCCUUCAUGGAAAAAAAUAAGAGUAUACAAGAAACUAUACUCCAUCUGCUUCAAGCUUUAUGCUCUUUCCAGCUUCAGCAUGGUGCCCAGAUCCAUCACAGCAAGGAACAUCUUCUCAAAAAUGGCUUAUAUGGCAAGCCCAUGCCAAAGAAUAAACACAAACUCAGAAGAAUAAGAAUGGAGCUUCUGGUGAAUAAUGUUAAAAUAAAAGAAAACAGUACUGACUGUACAGUGGAAUUUAUUUGCAGCUAG